AUGCGCAUAUACGACUUGUGUGUAUGUGUAGCGGAGCAAAUGAUUACGGGAAAACAUCUCGGGCCGCGUCGACGAUCAUCGUCUUCGCAGUCGCAGCGGACCACGCCCCGCCCCGUUUGCGCACCUGCGACUCUCCGCAGCUUGCGCUGCUCGCGCACGCCAGCACCACGCGUUCUCAUGACCCGACGACGGCGUGUUAUCAGCACGCGCCGUGUGGCUACUGUAAUCCGCACAUUGAAUGACUUGAGUGCUGGGAAACAAGCGAAACGGCUCGCAUGGCUGCAACAAGGGGAUUACGGAUUGGAACAACUAAUGCAGUUGGACGAUCACACGGAAGUGGAAGAAAUGGAGAUGAACAGCUUUUGGUGA
Messenger RNA from Necator americanus (New World hookworm), 369 nucleotides. RefSeq lists its product as uncharacterized. The record is from RefSeq and is a predicted model, not a curated record. The coding region runs from base 1 to 369 and encodes 122 amino acids. Lineage: Eukaryota; Metazoa; Nematoda; Chromadorea; Rhabditida; Ancylostomatidae. The transcript has a single exon.